GAAUGUAAAAAGGUGUUAAUUAUUGGAGGGCGGAGGCACAAAAAGAGUUGCGGUACAAAGGUGGUGUGCUGCGGAGCGUGAAGAACACGCUCCUUCAAUGAGAGUUUUUCUUUCUUUCUUUUCUUUUCUUUUCUUUUUCUUUUUCUUUUUUAAAUAAUUUUCAAUUUUCAAAAUUUUAAUUUUGGUUUUGGUUUUUCCAGAAAGAAAAAACCGGAAAACUAAACAGAAAAGAAAAGAAAUGAAAAAAAAGAAAGAAGAAGAAGUGAUUUUGUUAUAAAAAUGAAAGCAGGUAAAAACGCGACGCGUGUUCAUAGCCAGCUGUAUCGCAACCGCAACGUCCAACCGCUUACUUGGGAGAAGCGGUGCCACUUACCGGAACGUUUGUCAUUUCCUUUUAAACCAGCCCACCGGCUCAGUAAGUUGCCCGUUUCAUCUCUUUUAUAAGAACCCCUAUACCCUUCCCCCACCCUGCUCCAUUAACCCUACACAUAACUCCAUAACUCCCACCUCCUCCCCAACCCAUUCAAAUAUCCCAAUUUCAAAAACAUCUAACCCUCUCUAAUUCUCCCUCUUCCCAUUUCCCCAAUUUUGAUGUUCUUUUAGACCCUUUUGUUCUUAACUUUCUUCAUGGCGCUUACCCGUAAAGACAUGGAUCGGAUCAAGGGCCCGUGGAGCCCUGAGGAAGACGAUGCCCUUCAGAGAUUGGUUCAGAAGCAUGGCCCACGCAACUGGUCUCUCAUCAGCAAAUCCAUUCCUGGCCGUUCUGGUAAGUCCUGCCGUCUUCGGUGGUGCAACCAGCUCUCUCCUCAGGUCGAGCACCGCCCUUUUUCGCCUGAGGAGGAUGAGACUAUUAUCAGAGCUCAUGCUAACUUCGGUAACAGAUGGGCUACUAUUGCUCGCCUUCUCACGGGCCGGACGGAUAACGCUGUCAAGAAUCACUGGAAUUCCACGCUGAAGCGAAAGUGUUCGUUGAUGAUGAAUGAGGGAUAUGAAGUGGAUCCGAACGUACAACCUAUGAAGAAGUCACUCAGCGCCGGCGCUGCCGUCAACGCUUCGAACGGACUCUACAUGAGCCCCGGAAGUCCAUCGGGAUCUGACAUAAGUGAUUCAAGUGUUCCUGUUGUAGCUCCAACCGUCUACCGCCCUGUUGCCAGAACAGGCGGCGUUAUACCUCCAGGAGAAUCAGCGCCGUCGUCCGCCAGCGACCCGCCGACGUCGCUGUUUUUAUCUCUCCCUGGAGUCGACAGUUCGCGACACAGCGGAAGUGGGUCAACGGCGCAGGUACCUCUCAUGGCGGCAUUUGCUCAAAUACAGAGCAUGACGACAACAGAGCAGGUAAGAACGGCGCAACCAAGUGGUGGGGCGGCUGAGAAAAUAAAUGGGUUUGGAGUUUUCAGCGCGGAUUUAAUGGCGGUGAUGCAAGAGAUGAUAAAAUCAGAAGUGAAAAGUUAUAUGGAAGGCAAAGGGUUAUCGGAGCAGAGAGGAAGAAGAUGUUUUCAAGAAGCUAAAGCUGGUGGGAUUAAGAACGUUAGUUUUUAAGAACUGUGAUUCAUCAUCAAGAUUACAACUCUUUAUAACGAAAAUUGUUAAUUAGAAUUUGGAGGGGAAAUUAGAAGAAUGAUGAUUACAGUUAGUUACAAUUCAUUCUCGAGGUUCGAAAGAGAUGGAGAGAAUGAGAAAAACACAGUAACAAAAAUGUGUUUUAGUAUGGGAAGAACAAAGAAGAAAGAACAAAAUCUGGGAAUUUGGUGGUUGGUUUCUUUCCAAUUUUAAACUCUUUUUAAUUGUAGUUUUUGAAGGAAAUAAUGAUCUAGUGAAUGUACAUAGAAAGAAAAGGGAGGGAAGUUCCCACUUCCAAUACAAACAAGGGAAGUUGAACAGAGAAAAAGAGGUAAAGUUGGGAAGAAAUAUGAAUGAAUAUGAUGGACCCCUAAAACUGGAAAAAAAAAGUUUGGACGUUUGAAACUAUUACAGCACUUAGCUUUCAUUCUUGA
Molecule: messenger RNA, 1994 nt
Organism: Cucumis melo (muskmelon)
Lineage: Eukaryota; Viridiplantae; Streptophyta; Magnoliopsida; Cucurbitales; Cucurbitaceae
Product: transcription factor MYB44
Exons: 1
Coding region: 628-1539 (303 amino acids)
Biological process (GO): regulation of DNA-templated transcription
Cellular component (GO): nucleus
Molecular function (GO): RNA polymerase II cis-regulatory region sequence-specific DNA binding; DNA-binding transcription factor activity, RNA polymerase II-specific
Source: RefSeq, a predicted model, not a curated record